CUGAUUUCCGUUUUCACAUCUUCAUAAUUGGAACGGAAAACGAAUUAUCCAUUAUAUAGUACAUGUACCUUGAUUGAUAACAAUGUCAUGAAGCACGUGUAAGUGGGUACGUCCCGGAGGUCGAGGCGCGCGGAGCUGGAGUGACGUCGUUAGACUUGGAAGUUUCGAAACCGUAGACAAUGUCAAUGAUAACUGAGUUGAUAUUUGGUUUUCCGUAUUAUAUUGUAACCCAAAGUUGAAUUCAUAUGACCAUAUUCAUUGCAGCUGCAAUGUGGCUUUAGUGAAACGGAUCGAAGCGAUUUUUGGGCCCGGUAAAAUAAUUCCAAGGAUGACUUGACUCGCCACUGAUUUUGACAAUGGAGAAAACUGUGCUUGACGUCCAUGAUGCUGUACAGCAGACGACAAUAGCAGUGGAUCGGAUAAUGGAUACACAAAAUCAAUACGAUUCAUGGCAAGAUGUUUACCGGGCACUUCUAGAAAUACUUGAGCAGCAUCGGGACCCUGUUAAAGCAGCAUACAGCUUCAUGCAGACGCUUCCUGAGGACGACGUGCAAGACAAGCUCUUCCCCUUCUACAGUCAAUCUUCACGUCGUAUUGAACUACAGAGGGCAGCAUUGGUAAGCCAGUCAUUAAAGGAAAUGCCCGGCAGAUCUGACCAAGAGGAGCUGUAUUCUCGGUUCGGUUUCCUUCAUGCGACUUGUCGGAAGGGAGAUGUUGAUGCUGCUCUUAUGUUGAUGUGCUGGGGCAUAGAACCACACUGUAAGAAUACAGAGGGAAGGAGUGCACUGGAGGUGGCUACUACUGAGGGUCAUCUAAAUGUUAUCACUAAACUGGUGGAAAUGGAUGAAGGACUUCUAGAGGAUGUAUCCGAGUUGAAACUGCUCGUCUGUUGUGCCUGUAGAGAAGGGAAGAAGGAAGUGAUAGACUACUGGUUGGAUCACCUGAUAAGACAAAGUCCUAGGCCUGGGCACCUCUUCUCUGAAGAACAUGAUCCCAAUCCGCUUCUAUCGGCGUGUCAAGGAGAGAAUUACAUCAUAGCGGCAGAUCUGAUUGAGAGGGGUUUAGUAAGCAUUGAUGAAGCUACUGCCAAUAUGUUAGGUGCUGAUAUCCUACCACUACUCAAGAUAUGGGUUGAACCUGAUGAGGAUUCCAGCACCAAUAAUAACAACAACAAACAGGAGCUCGUUGCAAAUUGGCACCACAAGCAACUCAAUACCUUUGACCCGUCGUGGCUGCAGGAUUUCCAAGAUUCAACUCACCAAGUCCUGUCGACCAUCAAUCUAUCCCAGAAUGCACUCUUCUCUGUACCGGAGGGACUCCUGUGGGGUCUGCAGAACCUCCGUCGUCUCAAUCUAUCCCAGAAUUCAAUUCAAAGACUGCCAUCCCCGAAAAGCCAUCGAAACUUGAGCGAGUGUCGCUUACGGUCUCUGAGCCUUUACCAGAAUAAACUGGUAUCUGUCCCUGCUGAACUAUUCAUGUUAGAAGCUUUAGAGUUCUUGUCUCUUGCCAGUAAUUCCAUUACAGAACUUAUCCAACCUGCCAAAGAAUCUAUAAAACAUGAGAUCCCAAGACAAUGGAACUGCAUGUCUCUCGUCAAUUUGGAUCUGUCCCAAAACAGACUGAGCUCUCUCCCCAGACAGAUGGAUGCGUGCACUUCUCUUAUUACCAUCAAUCUAUCGGAGAAUUCAUUCAGUGAGAUACCUAGGCCUUGGGCUUGUCCUUUGGAGAUCCUGAACAUUGCUAAGAACAAGGUCCAAUCUGCUCCCGGUGACCUACCAAAGUUCUGGCAUCGUACGUUGCGAUUCAUCAACCUCAGCAACAACCGUCUGACAGAGAUUCCCGCACCUAUCUGUCAGUUGAGCAGUCUCUCUGAGCUUGAUCUAUCUCAUAAUGUACUACGUUGCUUUCCAUCGCCGAGAACCUGGAGUAUACGUAAGCUACAGCACCUUAAUCUGGCUUACAAUCAACUUAUGCACAGGGAAGCACAACCUCAAACUAAGCAAGACAAUCCUAAAACCUCCCCUGUGAAAAAGAAGAAAGACAAUCCUCCCAGUUCACCGACCAGUCCUCGACAAAAGCAAGGCGUUGCUAAUUUCUACACCAAGCUACGAGCUCAUAAGUCACCAGCCAAGAUCAUAGACGCUAACAGCCGAAGUACCUUCUACACACAUUCCCCAAACGGUGGUAGCAGUCAUCCGGAAAAAUGGGAAAAGAUUGAAUUCCCAGAAUGCUUUGCACACAGUCUCUACGUUCUGAAGCUAUCCCACAAUGCUCUAGAGGAUGUGCCUCCCAGCAUUUGUAAGCUGGAAGCAUUGUAUGAUCUAGAUGUCAGCUGGAAUCCUGAUCUGCAGAAGUUACCUGAAGGUCUAAGCACUCUGAAGCAUCUCUUUCACCUGAAGAUUGAGGGGUUAGACAUCAAGAUUCCAUCUGACAUCAGUCUAUUGACUCCAGAGCAACGGUGUAAAUCCGGUCAAGUUCUCAAGAUACUUCAUGAGAAACUUCUAGACAGUCAACCCUAUCACAGCAUGAAGCUUAUGAUCAUGGGUCCAGCGAAGAGUGGUAAGACCACAUUACUUGGAAGUCUGAUGAAUAAUACCAGUGGGCGUGUCCUUGAUAUGGCUCUUCAUGUAACGGAAUGGGAACUACAAGAUCCAGUCGUAGAAGGAAAAGGGUGCAGUCUCAGGGAAAGGGUCAAGGAAAAGUUCUCAAAGGAGAAGGAGCUUGUUGAAGGCCCAUCCAUCACAUUCUUCUCCUGGGAUAUGAAAGGUGGUGAUCUGUAUGAGAAUGUUCAUCAGUGCUUUGUUACAGCUAAGACUUUGUAUCUCUUAGUAUGGGAUAUGAGUGAAGGCAUGGAUGGGGCACAUAAACUAUCAUCUCUUCUCUUGAACAUCAGUUCUCGAUCCUCAGACUUUGGUAUUGUGAUAGUGGGCACCCAUCACGACGUGGUUCAGAACUCGGCUGUAGACGUGAUGGAGCUACGGAGUCAGCUUGUUGAGAUGCUGGAUGUUGGACCGGGAUUCCCACCGGUAGCCGGGAUUGUAGAGGUCGACAGUAGAGGGUGUAAGAACCACGGAAUGGCUGAGCUCAGACGGGUCAUCUACGAGACCGCUCUGCAGAUGAAGGUUCAUCAUAAGAGACCUGUAUGUACAGAGAAGCUUAUAGGCAGGAAGGUACCCCAACCAUACUUCAAUCUGAAGAAGCGUAUAUCCCAGGAGGUUGAAGUACGUCAGAAAGCUGAUCCUCCUAUACUACCUAUCAUGACUGAGACUGAACUGGCCCAGAUAGUACAACUCAUACCUGUUAGUGGGCUGCAUACACCAGAAGAACUUCAGGAAGCGAUCAGUUUCUUGCAUGAGAUCGGGAGCAUUGUCCACUUCACCGACCACCUGAAUGGCCUGAAUGACCUCUACUUCAUAGACCCAGUAUGGCUCGCCUGUACGCUACAGAGGGUGACUGCACUACCUGCAGGAAGUCUUAAAGGAGGCAAGGUCCACGUCCAGACUCUCCGAGAGCUGAGCAAGAAGAGCCGCAUCGGGGAGGAUAAGUUUGAGCAGUACUUGCAGCUCUUGGCUCGAUUCGAGAUUGUGGUUCCAAUCUCGCAUCACUGGUUCUUGGUACCAUCUCGGCUCCCUCGUGACAAUCCUGGUUUGAUGAUAUCCCUACGUAACACUAGCGCCGCACCAUUCUACUAUCUGAGGAGGGUGUAUAAGAUGCCCUAUUUACCUCCAGGUUUCUGGAUCAGACUGGUAUCACGUCUCAUCGCUGAUCUUCAGAUGCAUGACAAGAAGAUCAAGAUUAGUCCAACCAGAAGCGAGAGAAAGAUCUGCCGCUCAACAAGUAUCAAGAACAGCAUAUCAAAAGGCAUCAGGUUUCUUCAGAGUGAGUCUAUCUACUGGAGGGAGGGUAUAUUCUUCAGGCACAAGACGGGACAAAUCAUGGUGCAGUCAACGGUCUUUCCGUCGACUGACAAAUCUCCAGGAGUGGACAUCCUCAUCAGCUGCCAAGAUGGUCACUUCUCAGCCAUGGGGUGCGUGGUGGACCAGAUUGAGGGGCUUAUCAAAGAUUGGUAUCCAGGCCUAUGUGCAUCAAUCUAUGACAGUAUUCAGCCUAAGGUCCAACGAUUGGUGCCUUGCCCCAUAUGUGUGAAUCAUGGAACAGAUGACUAUGAAGCAACGACUGAGAAUCUCCCUCAUUGCUACACUGUGGAGGAGCUAGUUCAGCGAUACGUCCGCGGUGAGACGCAUAUAACCGCGUGUGCCAACUCCAAGGAGAAACUCAUCCCUAUUUCUGUUCUGAUACCCGACAUGUUCAUGGAAGACCUCAGCAUAAGACAUCUGAAGCAAGAGGAGUUCAAAUUGCACAUGGUGUCGGGACAAUCUCUAGGACAGGGAGGAUUUGGCGAGGUCUUCAGGGCAAAGUUCCGUGGACAGACUGUAGCAGCUAAGACUAUGUUUCCGUCUAGACUCUUGAAGAACCAGGUGUUCUCUUCUCCCAGUGAAGGGUAUGCAUCGUGUUCUUCUACGCCGUCCUCUACGCGUAACAUGACAGGAGAAUCAACAUCAGCGUAUGAAUCAUGCGACUCACUCGAAGCAUCCAUGUUAAUGGAGAGUUUCCACAAGCUGAGAAACGAGGUUGCAAUUAUGGCUAAACUAGACCAUCCAUGCAUCGUCAAUCUUGUUGGUGUAUCUGUCAGACACCUCUGCUUUGCCAUGGACUACGCACCUCUUGGUGAUCUUCAGAGCUACCUGUUUGCUGAACACCAGUCUGCAAGGCCACACCUAGUGAAGCAGAACAUCGUCCUGGAGCCAGUCCUGAGCAGGUUGCUGACGUACAAGAUCAGCCUACAGGUUGCUUCGGCCGUGGAGUUCCUGCACAGCAAGGACAUCAUCUAUUGCGAUCUGAAGACGGACAAUAUCCUGCUCUUCUCGUCGGAUGUGAAUCAAGAUGUAAAUAUCAAGCUAACAGACUAUGGGAUAUCCCGAACCUAUGACCUGAUGGGUGCCAUGGGGAUGGCAGGGCCACCAGGGUUCUGUGCGCCAGAGAUUCUCCAGGGCAAGGUCUUUGAUGAAAAGGUGGAUUGGUUUUCCUAUGGAAUGUUCCUGUAUCAUCUGAUGACUGGCCUGGUUCCUUACCAUGAUCAGCACAGUCGUAUCGAGAUUCAACUGGCCGUCAACGAGGGCCGCAAACCAACCUUCAACUUCCACGAGUACACAAUGCCCCCGAGUCAAGUCUUUCCUGCAUUAGGCUCCCUGAUGGAAUCAUGCUGGCAGGAUAGACCCGGUGAUAGACCUCAUGGUAAAACAGUUCUGCAGCUCUUAUCAGAACCCAGCUUCCUAUGUCUGAGGAGGGUGGUAGAGGUUGAUGAUGAUGGGGUUUCUAUGGCAUUCAGUCCAGGAACAAACAAUGAGGCUAAGGUUGUUCACCUGGUGGUCGACUCGGGUCGUGGUACGUCGGUGAAGUCAUUCCGAGUUGAUGAAGAUGGUUGUUAUAAAUCCAUCAGAGAGAAUGCACUCCAAUGCCCCAUGAUCAAAACUGCCUUAGCGACACCUUGUGGAUCAAAGCUGGUUGUUGGAACAGUGGGUGACUUUGUGCAAGUUUAUCAUCUUCCGUCUUCUUCCCAGUCUUCUAAUGCAAGUCUUCUAGUAGAAGCUAGAGUCGCUGGUCAGCCAACAUCACUCCUUUAUCUUAAACAGCCAAAUGGGCAUGACCAUUCAUUACUGUUGGUUGGUCAAGCCAACGGAACAUUGACCAUCCUAAGCCAUGAAACAGAAGAGAGUGGUCAUCAUGCAACAGAUGCCCUGAGGCCGGUCACCAGGAUGCAACUCAAUAAGAACAAUCUUCCCUGUAGCAGCAUGGUGGCUGUCUCCAGGAAGAAGAAUGGUGACUCUGUGGCUGAGCGGAGAAGACAAUAUGAAAAGGUGGUCUCCAAUGGUAGGAGGUAUAGAUCAGCACAGACCAAUGGCCAACAGGAAGGGAGUAGUGAUGGAAGUGUUCCUAGAGAAACGAGGGGUGGGAGGAGAAGCCCUGGAACAAGAGAACGGACAGGAAGUAGUGAAGAUGGAGCGGAUGGAAUGGAAGUUUGGGUUGGAUGCGGGAGUAACUUGAGGAUCAUCCUGUUGAAUGAUACAACUCUGGAACCAGCCGAGAUUCAGGUGGCUGUUGGUAUGGAAGGAAUGGUGGAAGGCAUAGUUCAUAGUCCAGGUAGUGUGUGGUGUUAUACAUCAAGUGCACUGUAUGUCUAUCGGUAUUGCGUUGAGACUAGGAAGUGCCUGGAGAUCCUGGACUGCAGGGAGACCGUCUUGGUCCAGGGAUCUUUUCUUCCACUCUCCCAGUACGAGAGGCAGGAUCUUUUCAGAAGCUGGGAGGAGAAAGAAAAGGAGCAGGAGCUUGCGAAUGCUACAGCUGUAUCUGAAACCAAUACUAAUGGAGAUGGUAGGUAUGUAUCCGCUCAGGAAGACUCGGAGCAAGAUGAACUGCCAAUUAUUGAUGAUCACUUCAGAGCUGCUUGCAUAGCAGCACCUCGUAGGCCGACCGACCAAAGGGUAGGUGGCCAACGGCAUGGUGGUAAACGAGGCAGGACUGGCAUGCAUCGAUGGAAUAUCCACAGCACCUUGGCCUCUCAGAGCCAGUCGUCCAUCAAAGUCAGUUCUCUCCUUGUGAUGGAUCAUGUCUUGUGGAUUGGUAGAUCCAACGGUGAUAUCGUCCUUGUCAACAUCCGAGACAGACAAACGUCUUUUGAUGAAAAGCUUGAUGUCGAGAUAGGUGAAGUAGUGACUGUACUGAAUGCUCAUGCUGUAUUGAAAAGCGACAGUGGUAGGGUUGUUGAACUACAUCAUUCUGGACCUAAUAGGGUAGUUGCUUGCCACGACAGGAACAAACCCGGCAACAACGAAAGUCAGAUCAAGACUAUGAGUGUAUGGGAGGACUGGGGAUAUGCCAACGUGGAGCAUUUUCAAACCAUCAAUAAUCAGUGUAGGAAGGUAAAAAGGAAAUCAAGAACAUAUUUAGAAGUAUGAUUUUUUUUUUUAAUUUUGGAUCAGUGUAUUCCUUCACAUCCAUGUGGUAUUACAAUGUAUUCAUAAUCCUUGCACCCAUGAAUGUGCAAUCAUCCUGAUAUUACAACUUAUCAUAUGACCCAUUCUUGCCUGAUAUUAUUUAAACAUAAGGGCAUUUUCACGGUAACUGACGUUACACGGAAAAGCAAACUCCCAUCAUUUGUUGUUUCAGAGAUAAUCAUACACACAAUGAAAAGUGUGUAAAAUUGUGCCAUGUAAUGUCAGUUACCGUGAAAAUGCCCAUACAUGUAAGUAGUAAGAAAAACCAACAAGAAACGAAAAAGCAAAUGGUACCAAAAUGCAUCCAGUUGACUUUUUAUAUGUAUAAUUUCAUGAACAAUUAACCUUGUUUUUGUGAGCUUCCAUUUUGUUGUACAAUCAAUGAUAUUACAUAUUAAUGAUAUAUUUAUCUUCGAUCAAAAAUCUUGUAGUGCUUUUCCUCAGGUCCAAUGAAUUCCCGAGGUUUUCUGCUUUUCCCUAAAUUCCUGCCUUUCCCUCUUUUGAUGUUUAACUUUUUUCUGUUUUACAUUGGAAUAAUGAUAAAAUGUGAAUAGUUAUAAAUUGUCAUAAACGUACAAGUACGAGUGCCCUUUGUUGAAUCCUUACAGAAGAAUUGAUUUUUUUUAACCAUGAUUUUUUUUCUGACUGGUGGGCAGUGCCAUAUAGGAUGUAUGCCCUACCCCCUAUAUGAGCAAACUUCAAUGAUUUAUCUCUUUUUUAUAGUUUGUAUGAAAUGUAUUGUAUUAAGUGAAGUGAGAAGCUGGACGUACAAAAAGGUCGAUUUUUUUUUUAAUGAUAAUAAUAUAGGGUAUUUAUAUUGCGCACAUAUCAGCCUUAAUGAUAG
Lytechinus variegatus (green sea urchin) is the source of this 7899-nucleotide messenger RNA. RefSeq names its product leucine-rich repeat serine/threonine-protein kinase 1-like. Gene Ontology annotation, cellular component: plasma membrane. Gene Ontology annotation, molecular function: protein binding; protein kinase activity; ATP binding. The coding region runs from base 357 to 7016 and encodes 2219 amino acids. NCBI's taxonomy places the organism in Eukaryota, Metazoa, Echinodermata, Echinoidea, Temnopleuroida, Toxopneustidae. The transcript has 23 exons. The record is from RefSeq and is a predicted model, not a curated record. Gene Ontology annotation, biological process: protein phosphorylation.